UGCUGGGUGCCUUCAGCCCCUGAAAUAUGGAGCAUCAACAAAGCCAGGCUCCCAGACAGCUCAGCAUGCCCUGAGCAGAGUGACCCACUGACCAGGGCAGGGAGAGAGCACAACAAAAGCAGCAGAAAACCUGAAAUUCAGUUUGUGUAGCAGAGCUGCAGCCCUGCCAUGUGCUGUGUGUGAGCUCAGAUGGAGGCUGCUCACCUCAGAGUCCUUCCAUGCUGUGGCCCUCCAAGGGUGGCAAGAAAUGAGCUGGGCUUGGCAGUUCUGGAUCAGAGUGCAAAGAAAUUGUUGUAUUUUCAUUGUUUGCAGAUGGGCCAUGCCUGGAAGUCUGAGUUGGAAUCUCCCAUCAAGUCAGAGAGCAGUGAUUUCCAGUCCCCUCCUGACUGCGAUUCAAGCUUGGAUCUGGAUGUGAUGAGCUGGAGAAAUACUGAAGAGGAGGCCAUGGGGAGGCUGGAGGGGAGCAGCCAAGAGGCAGACCCUGAGAUGGAGCUGAGUGAGCCCCUCUGGAAGGAUGACAGUGAAGAUAACCACGAGGCAGAGGAGCCAUGUGAAAACAACAGUCUUCUCCAGUUCCUCUUGGAGGUAACCCAGAUGUUGGAAUCUUGCUGCAUUGGCAGCACAGAGUCACCAGAGACUCCGUGGGAUUACUGUGGCUCUGGGGGGAAGGAGAGUGAUGGGGAGGAAGAGAGGGGCCAGGAACAGAGCACCGGAACAGCAGGCUCAGGAGCAGAGGAAAGUCAGCUGGACAUCCUGGCAAAAGAUGAGGAAGAACUCUUCCUGGAAAGAGAGGGAGAGACUGAAGACUCGUCUGGAGAGCCCCCUUCAGAUGAGCUGCAUUCACCUGAGAUGAGUGCUCAGGCCCUGGAUCAGGAUGGCAGUGACAGCAGCUCUGCAGCCUCAGUGCUGGACUCCACAGGCUCUCCCAACGUGCACCUGCUGCAGCCAAGCUGGAAUAACCCCCCCCAGCACCUGAUCCUCAAAAAAAAGCUCCUGUCCAUCUGGAGGAUGAUAGCCAGCCACAGGUUCAGCAGCCCGUUCCUGAAGCCAGUGUCAGAGAAACAAGCCCCUGGAUACAGGGAUGUGGUAAAGAGGCCCAUGGAUUUAAGCAGCAUAAAGAGGAGGCUCUCAAAGGGACACAUUCAGUCCGUGAUGCAGUUCCAGUGUGACCUGAUGCUCAUGUUCCAGAACGCUGUGAUGUACAACAGCUCCGACCACCACGUGUUCCACGUGGCUGUGGAGAUGCAGCGAGAGGUCUUGGAGCAACUGCAGGUCUUGGCUGAAGCCCUCCUGUUGUCCAGGGACAGGCUGGAGUGAGGCAGAAGGUAACCAGCCCUGCCUGAAGCCUCUCUAGUUGGAGCAGCGAUGUCUCCGUGGCUCAGUGCAUCUCCGGGGCUCAGGGGAUGUGCUGCCAUGGCCUCGGGUAGUUCUCGUUAUCUCCAGUGCUGGCUGCUGGGGUUGAUGGGUUGAUUCAGAGCAGUUUUUGGGAGGGUACCCUGUUGGAAGCCUCCAUUCUUUUUGGGAAAAGCAGCAAUGUAGCCCUGCAGGGAGAAGAGUUCCCUGGGAUGAAAAGCAAGGGAGAGAAUCCUGCGUGUGGCCAGGUGGAUGAAGCGGGCACAGCCCGUGAGGGUGGCUGGCUGCACAUCGGGCACUGCAGCGUUCCCAGGUUCAGGUUGGUCUGAUGUUGUGUUGGGUCGGGUGGGUCCGGCGUUACCGGCACUGACCACACCCAAUAAAUGCCCGUGUUGAAGCUUG
Molecule: messenger RNA, 1755 nt
Organism: Zonotrichia leucophrys gambelii
Lineage: Eukaryota; Metazoa; Chordata; Aves; Passeriformes; Passerellidae
Product: bromodomain-containing protein 8-like
Exons: 6
Coding region: 190-1317 (375 amino acids)
Cellular component (GO): NuA4 histone acetyltransferase complex
Molecular function (GO): protein binding
Source: RefSeq, a predicted model, not a curated record